Molecule: messenger RNA, 2489 nt
Organism: Portunus trituberculatus (swimming crab)
Lineage: Eukaryota; Metazoa; Arthropoda; Malacostraca; Decapoda; Portunidae
Product: trypsin-1-like
Exons: 9
Coding region: 33-1142 (369 amino acids)
Biological process (GO): proteolysis
Molecular function (GO): serine-type endopeptidase activity
Source: RefSeq, a predicted model, not a curated record
GGCAGUUGUGAGCGGACAAGCAACACGGCGGGAUGGAAGACUCCCUCAUCCUCUCCUUGUGCUUUAUGGCGCUUGUGAUCACCGCCACCACAGGUGCGAGUCGUAUUGUGUUUCCUGUUAGUGUGGCUCUUGAGGAAGGGGACACGUGCACCUUGCAUUCAGGUGUGUCAGGCAGGUGUGUGGACAUCCGUCACUGUGACUAUACUGACGUGAACUUUCGCCAAAAUCAGCCAAUCAGGUGUGGCUUUAACGGUAUAUUUCCUGUCGUCUGCUGUCCGACUACCUCGGGUGCAGGGCCACAGCCGGUAACAGACAUCGCUCCUCCCCAAGUUUCAUUCUCAUGUGGGAGAACAGAUCUCGGGAUUGCAGCGAGUUUUGCUGUAGGAAGUGAAAGAGCAGACCUGAACGCAUGGCCCUGGAUGGCACUAAUUGGUGAGCAGAGGGGUGGAAAUAAGAAUUGGUUUUGUGGGGGAGUGCUGAUCAACGAGCAGUGGAUCCUGACUGCCCUUCAUUGUUUCUUCUUUAAGAAGGCAGACGUGGUGCGUCUGGGUGAGGACGACCACAUGGAUGACAACGACGGGGCACUUCACCAAGACUUUGGUGUGGCAGAGAUGAUUAUGUACCCUGGGUAUACUCAUCCAGAGGAGUACCAUGACCUGGCUCUACUUAGACUGUCUUCGAGGGUGGAAAUACUCGUAAAGAAUUUCAUCAUUCCUGUGUGUCUUCCGUGGGGGGAAGAGAGUGAAGUGGACAUCACGGAACAAACAGCGACGCUCAUUGGCUAUGGUGAUACUGUAUCAGGCGGUCUACCAACCACUUUUCUACAGCAAGUGAACGUGACAGUGUUUUCAUCUGCCAAGUGUGACUCUAGUUAUUCCAUCUUGCCAAAGUACAAUACCAGCUGGCCCCGGGGCAUUGGGGAAGAGACCCUGUGUGCCGGUGAUCUUGACGGAGGGAAGGACGCUUGCCAGGGUGACUCUGGCGGGCCUCUUGUAACUAGGAACAAAACUGGAAGGUAUGUGUUGGCAGGCAUAGUGUCCCAAGGCAACGGAUGUGGCACCAAGAAUUUUCCAGGACUAUACGGCAAUACGCGUUACCCACCAUAUCUUGCCUGGGUUAAGAAAGUCGCUUUUACAGUCUAAUGAAUGUAAAAGAUAUGUUAUACCAUACUUUUACGAUAAUGAAUUACCAAUAUGGAUGAAAAUAUAGUAAGCCAGAGAAACAAUAAUUCGUCAUCGUUAUAUGUACAGUAUUACCAAACUCAUUAUUAUCAAUCUCAUGAUAUCGAUGCGAGCAAAAGCUUUUCCAAUCUUUUCGCUGCUUUUGGCUCGUACAAAACCAUUACUUAAAGAGAGACAGAAGAAUAAAUUUAUUAAUCAAUUAAUACUUUGUUACAAAACCAACAUUUUUAUUAAUUUUUGUGUUUGUUCUGACGUUUUAUGAUGUAUUUAGUAUUAAAGUCAUUGAUAACGCAAAAGCUAUUUUUUUCCAAUCUGUCUAAAAGAGUAGUACUCAUAGUCUUAUAAAUCAAACUGUUAUAAUAACAUGAAAGACUUGGCUGUUCAACGAAACUCUUAUGGUAACUUGUAAAGGAAGAAAAUGUCUCUAAGUGAAUGAAAAUUAUUUGCAUUGUGUGAAUACUUUUGAUGAAACAUUCACCGUUCAUGAAAAUACAUAUAUAGUAGCUUUAGGGAAGGAAAACUGUGCAGUGUCAGGAAAUAUCCAUAGAUGGGAAAGGAAAUACGUCUUCAGGUAACACAAGAUAAACAGAGAGGCACAAGUUCACUAAAAAUGUGAAAAAAACUUUUUCUUUUAUCAGCCAAACAUCACAUAUCUUGCGCAGUUGACAAAAAAAAAAAAAAAAAAAAAAAUGCAUUUAUCACCAUCAUCAUCACCAAACUGAACUACCGUUGCUUGGUGUCCUUGGGCCUCUACUUACAUUACUAUUCUAUUGGAGGAAGAAAUCAUGUAUCUCCGUCAAAGCCUGCAAACCAGAAAAAAAAACUUACCAUUUAUUAAGGUUGAUCUUUAGGAGCGUUAAAAGUAAAAGUAUAUUUAUGAUACUGAAGUUGUAAUAUGUACUAAUCAGAGCUCACCUUGAACACACUAUACAGUUCUAGUCCUCGUUUUACCAAAAGAGGGUAGUGACCUGUUAUUCACUUUACAGGUGAGUCUAGAUAUAUACGAGAGAUGCGAAACAUUCCUUACGAAAGAAAAUUACAGGUGAAUAUCAAUAUGGAUAUUCAUUACUUAUUUCUGUUAAAUACUGUUAAAAUUUAAUGGUGUUUAUAAUUAAUUGAACUAAAUUUAUAACGAAGCUAGUUUUAGGUUAGGUUAGGUUAGGAUAUUGAAGGCACAAAAGUUUCCAUUUCAGAUAAGAGUAACUUCUUUUAGUAUUUAAACAUUACUUAAAAGAAAUGUUGCCUCAGUAUCAUAAAUCAAACUGUUCGUUUAUGAAACAUUUAUAAACUAUAUGCGGUGACAAACAA